AUGGCUGCGAUAGGUAAUGGACGGGGAACGAUGGAUUCCCAAAAUCAAGUGCAAAGUGAUACAGUAGAUCGUUUAAAGUUGCUUUAUCCAAAUGUGAAUGAAGAUGAGACACCCUUGCCUAGAUCUUGGAGCACAAAAGACAAAUUCAGCUACAUCGGGCUGUCGCAAAAUAAUCUCCGAGUGCACUAUAAAGGUCAUGGCAAAACCCACAAGGACGCGGCGAGCGUGCGCGCGACCCACCCGAUCCCGGCGGCUUGCGGCCUCUACUACUUCGAAGUGCGCAUCGUCUCCAAGGGCAGGGACGGCUACAUGGGCAUCGGGCUGUCUGCGCACGGGGUGAACAUGAACCGCCUGCCCGGUUGGGAUAAGCACUCGUACGGCUACCACGGCGACGACGGUCACUCGUUUUGCUCGUCUGGCACGGGACAGCCUUACGGACCCACCUUCACCACCGGCGACGUGAUCGGUUGCGGCGUCAAUCUCGUAGACAACACAUGCUUCUACACGAAGAACGGUCACCACCUCGGCAUCGCGUUCAGAGGAUUACCGCCGAACCUGUACCCGACGGUGGGACUGCAGACGCCUGGCGAGGUGGUGGACGCGAACUUUGGACAGGCGCCGUUCGUGUUCGACGUGGAGGAUAUGCUGCGGGAGCUGCGAGCUCGCACGAGACUCACAAUCGACCAGUUCCCGCUGCCAGAUGCACAGGGACAGUGGCAGCAAGUGCUGCACAGGAUGGUGUCGUCUUACCUGGUACACCAUGGCUACUGCAGUACAGCGCAGGCCUUCUCGCGCGCCACUGGACAGCACAUCGACGAAGAUAUCGCCUCCAUUAAAAAUAGACAAAGGAUAUCGAAGCUGGUGCUGUCGGGGCGCAUCGGGCGCGCGCUGGAGGCGACGCGGCGCGCGUACCCCGGCCUGCUGGAGCGCGACCCCGACCUGCUGUUCCUGCUCAAGUGCAGGCAGUUCGUCGAGAUGGUCAACGGUUCCGACUCCGAGGUGUGCGGCGACGGCGAAGAGGAGUCGGACGAGGAGGUGGAGGGUGUGGCGUGCGCGGGGGCGGGGGCGGGGGCGGGCGCGGCGGCGGGCGGCGCGCUGAACGGCGCGGCCGCGUCCGUGAUCGCGCACACCGGGCCGCGCGCACACCGCGCCAACGGUGUAACAGAACUGAACGAGGAAACGCGCGAUGGUGAUGUGGAUAUGACGUCACCGACAAACGGCGAACACGCAGGUCGCGAGCUGCCGCUUGUGAAGGGCAUGCCCGGCGUGACCGCGAGCGUCGCCGCGCUGCUGCCGCGCCGCCAGGAGGGUGCGGGGUGGUCGCGUGCUUCGGUGGAGCGAAUGCUGGCGUUCGGGCGCGAACUGUACGCCAUGAGCCAGCGCCUGCAGCACGACGUCUACCACAAGGCCAUGCUGGAGGACGCGUUCAGCCUGUUGGCGUACAGCAAUCCGUGGGACAGCCCGGUGGGCUGGCAGCUGGAGCCUGUGCGACGAGAGGCCGUUUGCGAGGCGCUCAACUCCGCCAUAUUGGAGUCGCAAGGCAUGCAGUGGAUCUCGCCCGUGGAGGCGUGCGUGGCGCACUCGCGCGACCUGCUGCGCCGCAUGGCGCGCGCCGCGCUCGGCGCCUGCGCCUUCGCCGACCUGCCGGCGCUGCUGCGCCGCUGA
Parnassius mnemosyne (clouded apollo) is the source of this 1665-nucleotide messenger RNA. NCBI's taxonomy places the organism in Eukaryota, Metazoa, Arthropoda, Insecta, Lepidoptera, Papilionidae. The record is from the annotation of a GenBank genome assembly.